UGCAUGAAUCUUUGGAUUAGUAUUGAGAGGAAAAAAUCGUUACCUGGCCCUAAAGUGAGUGGGGAGUCAGCGGUUUGGCUUUGGCAAAGCGUAAAUCAGUGUUUAUGUAUUUAUGGGCUGCUGGCAGUGGUUAGGUGCUGGCUGGCACCGAAUGGGGACACAGCAGCAGCAGCAAUGGGUUAAUGUGUGUUUGCUGCAAAGUGCAAAGGUCCCUCCAGGCCCUACACGUUUUGCUCAGCUCCAAUCUCGGCACCGAAGUGCUGCUUUGCAAACCGAUCGUGGGGUGGCUCCCUCUGCUUUUAAUGGGGUCUGCCCCCCUCCCCCACCCUCCCCAAGGCUGCAGGGCCAAGCAGUGAGGACGUGGGGGGCUCCCCCCCUGCAGGCUCCAUUGCCUGUGAGAAUGGAAGCAAUUAACAGGGCGAAGGGAAAAAAGCCCUCGGAGACCGAGAGGCAAAAGUAAAGGAUAAAAGCUGCCUGUAAUUAAAUUUUAUCUUUUGUUUCUAAAUGGAGAAGAAAGGAAAGGAACUGGUUUCUGCCUGUCAUUGUCGACUCUCGGAUACUCAGCUGCAGCGAAGCACCGCUGCCCCAUGCUCCCCUGUUUCCCCAUUUGUUAUAGGGGCUGAGGUGGCUCUUAUGGUCCCCUCACCUGUACCCAGCCCUGGGGAGAGCCACGAGGCAGCAAUAUGGGCAGACCCUGCAGGCAUGGGGCAGAGCCUGGACUGGGAUCCCUGCCCUUUGGAAGGGCAUUGGAACUUGGGAAGGCAUUGCAGCUGGGGAAUACACUGCAACUGGGGAAUGCAUUGUGAUUGGGGAAUGCAUUGCAAUGGAGAACGCACUGCGAUUGGGGCAUGCACUGCAACAUGCCAGUGAGAAGAAUGGCUGCAAAGCUGCGGUAUUCCUGCAGUUUCAUGAACAUAACAUUUUGCAGGGAAGCCCAGAGCAGGACCCCUCGGUUCUGUCACAACCAGGAGACAGCAGCAACCUCAGCUCUGCCCUGGCUGGCACCAAAUAACUGCACUCCACCGAUGGCUCUGCCAAGAGCCUGCAGACACCCAGCUGGCGAGUGGAGGGGGGGGGUUGCUGCACCUCUGCUGUUAAUUAGUAAUUUCUGGGCUAUGUUUGGAGCUCUGCUGACCUUUGUGCACCCGCAGCUGUGAGCGGGGCAGGCAAAGAGGCAGCUGACCCCAAUCAGCCCCAUCGCUGGCAAAUUACUCAUUAAUUUGCUGCGGUGCAGCUAGGGAAACCUCAGCAGGGGUUCGGGGUGGUCAGCGGGCCAAGGAGCCUUGGAGGUGGAUGGGAGGACACGUGGAGAGCUCUGAGGGAGGUGUUGGAGAGGGAAGGGUCCUUCAGGUCCCUGCUCUGCAAUUAACGGCAAUUAGUCAAUGCGCUGUGUCCUGCUCUCAGUGGGACAGCAGAGCGCGUUGUGGGUGCCAGGUGAGCGUGCAAAAGCGUGGAGCAUCCCCAGUGCAUCCCAGUGCCCGUUUGCACGUGGAGACGCGAUGCGUGCACGCCCAACCUGAACCCCUUUGUGUGCAUGCAACCCCCAAACCUGGUGGGGCUGUUCCCUUCGGCCCCAUUGGAUGCUGCUUCAGGGACCCUUCCGAUGGGAGGAUCUCCACAGCCCCACGGUUUGCAGCAUCCCCCCACCUCCGCCUUCCAAGCCUGGGGCAAAGAGCACAGCCCCUCUGCUCCUCCUGCAGAGCUUGGGGCAGGGCUGUUACUCAUUACCCCCCACCUCUGCUUGGGGAGGGGCUGCUGCUGCCUGGCUCGGCAAGCAGCCCCACAUCAUUGCCCCACGUCGCCCUGCGUUGAUCUGCGUUGUCCUGCAUCGCACCUCGCAUCGCCCCACAUUUUCCCUCCAGCAGCAUGGUUCACGGCCAAGGAGGAGUCAAGUUCCAGAACUGGGCCAAGACAUAUGGCUCCUGCCCGGAGCUGUACUUCCAGCCCACCUCGGUGGAGGAGAUCCGGGAGAUCCUGGAUAUGGCCCGGCAGCGGAACAAGAGGGUGAAGGUGGUGGGGGGUGGCCACUCACCCUCUGACAUUGCCUGCACUGAUGACUUCAUGAUCCAGAUGGGGAAGAUGAACAAGGUCCUCAAGGUGGACAAGGAGAAGCAGCAGGUGACGGUGGAAGGUGGGAUCUUCCUCUCAGAUCUGAACGUGGAGCUGAGCAAGCAUGGGCUGGCACUGGCCAACUUAGGAGCCGUUUCUGAGGUGGCAGCAGCUGGUGUGAUCGGGACGGGGACGCACAACACUGGGAUCAAGCAUGGCAUCCUCCCCACCCAGGUUGUAGGGCUCUCGCUGCUGACAGCCUCGGGGGACAUCCUGGAGUGCUCUGAGUCCAUCAAUGCAGACAUCUUCCAGGCCGCCCGCCUGCACCUUGGCUGCCUGGGUGUCGUGCUCACCGUCACCUUCCAGUGUGUGCCCCAGUUCCACCUGCAUGAGGUGACAUUUCCAUCCACCCUCACCGAGGUCCUCAAUCACCUCGAUGACCACCUGAAGAGAUCCCAAUACUUCCGAUUCCUGUGGUUCCCACACAGUGAGAAUGUCAGCGUCAUCUACCAGGACCCCACCAACAAGCCCCCCUCUUCCUCUGCUAACUGGUUUUGGGAUUAUGCUGUUGGGUACUACUUUCUGGAGUUUCUCCUCUGGAUCAGCACCUUCGUGCCCAGUUUGGUGCGCUGGAUCAACCGCUUCUUCUUCUGGCUCCUCUUCAGCUCCCGGGUGGAGAACGUCAACGUCAGCUACAAGAUCUUCAACUACGAGUGCCGCUUCAAGCAGCACGUGCAAGACUGGGCCAUCCCCAUUGAGAAGACAAAGGAAGCACUGCUGGAGCUGAAGGCUGCCCUGGAGAACAACCCCAAGAUGGUGGCCCACUACCCUGUGGAGGUGCGCUUUGCUAGAGCAGAUGAGAUCUGGCUGAGCCCCUGCUUCCAGCGGGACAGCUGCUACAUGAACAUCAUCAUGUACAGGCCCUAUGGGAAGAACGUGCCCCGGCUCAACUACUGGCUGACCUACGAGGGCAUCAUGAAGAAGUAUGGUGGGAGACCACACUGGGCAAAGGCCCACAGCUGCACCCGCAAGGAUUUUGAGAAGAUGUAUCCAGCCUUCCCCAAAUUCUGCUCCGUCCGGGAUAAGCUGGACCCCACAGGGAUGUUCCUGAACACCUACCUGGAAAAGGUCUUCUACUGACAGCACGGGGAUGGGGCAAUGCAGGGGCUGGACGAGAAAUCAGCCAUCAUCUCUGGUUCUCAGGAUACCCCAAAGCUCAUGGUCCUUGGUGGCCCCCAAAUGCUGUAUUCCCAGCUCUGUUCCCAUCUGUUGCAGUGGCAGGCAGCACGGGCUGGCCCUGGGGAUGGGGCUGCAUGCUGGGCAUCACUCCUGGUGGGUCCCUGAGAUUUGCACAGCCCCAAGUGUCUCCUGUUCGAGCCAACAUCUGAAUAAAGACCUUCUUGCCAGCA
Numida meleagris (helmeted guineafowl) is the source of this 3458-nucleotide messenger RNA. Its product is annotated as L-gulonolactone oxidase-like. Lineage: Eukaryota; Metazoa; Chordata; Aves; Galliformes; Numididae. The coding region runs from base 1867 to 3189 and encodes 440 amino acids. Gene Ontology annotation, cellular component: membrane. The record is from RefSeq and is a predicted model, not a curated record. Gene Ontology annotation, molecular function: FAD binding; D-arabinono-1,4-lactone oxidase activity; RNA binding. The transcript is spliced from 12 exons.